AUGCCUCGUAUGAAGGCAGCAUCUGUAUCUGAUCAAGUUGCAAGGAAGCGUAAACGUAAGAUCAAGGAUGUUGAAGACGAGAGCGCGACGCCUGCGCCGAGCGAUGGCCAGUCUGAAGAUCUGAGUACAUCACAAACCGAUGUCGGCGUCAUCGCAUCUUCCACGGCCACAAGCAUACCGACGAAGCAACACGAUGGAGGCAAGAAGCCCCGCCGAACACCCAAGAACCCUGGCGUAAGCAAGCCAGCAAUACAACGCCGCGCAUCCUCCACCCUUGUCGAGACCUCGAUACCAUGGCCCGACUACUUCACCAAGCUCGCACAAGUGCACCGCGCACUCAACCUCGUCUACACUUUUUGCUGCACGCGCAAACACCUGGCGACGACGUUUGACAAUCUCAAGACCACGGUCGAAGGACACAUCAAGCGCGAGCUUUUGACCGAAGAUGUCGCGCAAAUCACGGCCUUGAUUCCGAAAGCGAUACAUUUCGCCUAUGUCGACGAAGCGAUGCUGCAGAUCAACUUGAUGGGCUCAGAGGACAAUAUGAAUGGCAGAAAGACCACAGAUUUCGUUAUUCUGGGCCCGGAACCGGACAAGGGCGAGCACAAGGAGGUUUUGCUGUUUGAGUUUAUCGAUGGAGAUCUGAAGAGGCAGGUUGCGAGUAAGAAGACGGGUGAGCCGACCAAGGCGACGACCAAGUUGCGGAAUGAGGAUUUGAAGAUGCCGGUGUUCAGUCAAAAGCAAAUGAUGAAUUUGAUCGAGAAACGGACCGUGAAGUUUACUUCGGCUGUCAAUGCAUUCUUGAAUCAGUGCGCCGAGGAAGGUGUUGACGCGGUGGAGAAGCUAAAGGAGAUGGGGGUGGCUUAUAUGCCGCAGUCGAUGGAGAGUAGGCAGUCUACGCCUGGACCGGUGCAAGCCAAGAUCCCAAUUUCCAUACCGACGGAUAGGAAGCCUAUACCCGAGAUUCUGGAUGAGAUUAAGACGUUGGAUUGGUAUACGGGCCAGAUUGUACCAAAUGGACACCGUGUGUUUGACCCCCAAGAGCCGAUAUACGGCGACUUGAACUUUGCCAUGUCACAGAAUCUCGUCAACGCACUGUAUAAUACCCGCAAUAUCACCCAGCUCUACGCGCACCAGGCAGAAGCUAUCAAUAAUCUACAUGAUGGCCACAAUGUCAUCGUCGCCACAUCGACAAGCUCGGGCAAGUCGUUGAUCUACCAGAUACCAGUAUUACACCAGCUGGAGCAGGACCCCAUGACGCGCGCAAUGUACAUUUUUCCCACCAAAGCCCUCGCGCAGGAUCAGAGGAAGAGCAUGAAAGAGCUUUUGCGAUUUAUGCCAGGCUUUGAAGAUGUCCUCGUUGAGACAUUUGAUGGCGAUACACCGAUGAGCGAUCGCAACUACAUUCGUGACGAGGCGAGAAUCAUCUUUACGAAUCCCGACAUGCUGCACAUUACCAUUCUCCCGCAGGAAGAGGCAUGGCGCACCUUUUUGCAAAACCUGCGCUUCGUAGUCGUCGAUGAAUUACACGUGUACAACGGCUUGUUUGGCGCACACAUGGCCUUCAUUAUGCGUCGGCUGCGGAGAAUCUGCGCUGCCGUGGGUAAUCGCCAUGUCAAGUUUAUUUCGUGCUCGGCUACUGUCGCCAACCCAGAGGAACACAUGAAGACUAUCUUUGGCGUCGAUCAAGUCCAGCUCACCGACUUUGACGGCUCACCGAGUGGGCGGAAAGAGUUUGUUUGCUGGAAUACGCCGUUCAAGGAUCCCGGUGAUCCGACGUCGGGACGAGGGGACUGCAUGGCGGAGACGGCGAAGCUAUUUUGCCAGUUGAUGCUGCGCGGGGUGAGGAGUAUUGCGUUUUGCCGCGUGCGCAAGGCGUGCGAGGCGUUGCUUGCGGCUAUCAAGACUGAGUUGACGAAUCUGGAGCGCACCGAGGUCAUACCACGGGUCAUGUCGUAUCGAGGGGGCUACACGCCCCAGGAUCGCCGUGAGAUUGAGAGGGAGAUGUUUGAUGGGAGACUUUGCGGUAUUGUGGCGACGAGUGCGUUGGAACUUGGUGUUGAUAUUGGGUCCUUGGAUGCGGUGGUUACAGUUGGUUUCCCGUACACCAUUGCCAAUCUUCGUCAACAGAGUGGAAGAGCUGGACGGCGGAACAAGGACUCGUUGUCAGUCCUGGUCGGAGACUGCUUUCCAACAGAUCAGUACUACAUGUCCAAUCCGGAUGAGAUCUUCACAAAGCCAAACUGCGCCCUCCAAGUCGAUCUCACAAACAUGCUCGUCCUAGAAGGCCACCUCCAAUGCGCCGCCCACGAACUGCCCAUCAAUCUCGAGACAGAUGUCGCCUACUUUGGCCCCUUCUUGCCCAAAAUUGCAAAAGAGCGCAUGCGACAAGACGCCCAGGGUUUCUACCACGUCAACGAGCGCUUCCUCCCGCAACCCUCGCGCACCGUUGCCAUCCGCGACACUGAAGAAGACCAUUUCGCCAUCAUCGAUAUCACCAACGGGAAGAACAUGGUGCUCGAAGAACUAGAAGCCAGCCGCGCCUUCUUCACCCUCUACGACGGCGGCAUCUUCCUCCACCAAGGCACCACCUACCUCGUCAAGGAAUUUCACCCCUCGCGCAUGCUCGCCAAAGUCGAGCGCGUAAAGGUAGACUGGACGACCCAGCAACGAGACUACACAGACAUCGACCCAAUUGAAACCGAAGCCAUCCGCCACAUACCCAACUCACCCUGCCGCGCCUUCUACGGCCCCAUCAAAAUCGUCCAAGUCGUCUACGGCUUCUUCAAAAUCGACCGCAAGCGUCGCAUCCUCGACGCCGUCCAAGUCGACAACCCACCCAUCACCCUCUUCUCCAAGGGCCUCUGGCUCGACGUCCCCGCCACCGCCAUGCAACUCCUCCAAUCCCGCCGCCUCAACAUCGCAGCCGGCAUCCACGCCGCCGAACACGCCCUCCUCAGCCUGUUCCCCAACUUCGUCAUCUCCCUCCCCGGCGACGUCCGCACCGAAUGUAAAGUCCCCGAAAAGGAAUUUCUGCGCAAACAGAGCUCGCGCAUUCGCCCGGCCCGCCUCACCUUUUACGAUGCCCGGGGUGGACCGGGCGGCACUGGGGUCGCGGCCAAGGCAUUCGAGUUCAUCGAUGUGUUGCUAUCGCAGGCGUGUGAGCGCCUGCGCGCUUGUGCGUGUGAGCAGGGCUGCAACGAGUGCUGUAAUGAUGAUGCGUGUGCGCAACAUAAUCUGGUAAUGAGCAAGGCGGGGGCCGGGGUUAUCCUCAUGUGUUUGCUGGGUAGGGAGCGUGAGAUUGAUGUCGAGGCGUUGCCGUGGGGUGAGGAGGAGGUGCAGUAUGAGACUGUGGGGUUGGCGGCGCCGGUUAGGGGGGUUGGGGGUGUGGAUGUGGGUGGGAGGGAGCUGGUUGGGGAGGAGGAUGCAAAGGAGGAAGUUGAUGGCUCUGCACUCCUCACAAGAGCGAAAUUCUCAAACGGCGUCUGGAUCAAAGAGGAAGAAGAAGAUCAGGAUCAUUUCUCACGCAGUGUGCAUUUUCUCAAUGGUGAUAGGACGUUUAUUAGUGUUCAUAGGAACGCCCUGUAG
Plenodomus lingam JN3 is the source of this 3588-nucleotide messenger RNA. RefSeq lists its product as uncharacterized. NCBI's taxonomy places the organism in Eukaryota, Fungi, Ascomycota, Dothideomycetes, Pleosporales, Leptosphaeriaceae. Gene Ontology annotation, molecular function: nucleic acid binding; ATP binding. The record is from RefSeq and is a predicted model, not a curated record.